Paramecium tetraurelia is the source of this 1254-nucleotide messenger RNA. RefSeq lists its product as uncharacterized. The transcript is spliced from 3 exons. Lineage: Eukaryota; Ciliophora; Oligohymenophorea; Peniculida; Parameciidae. The record is from RefSeq and is a predicted model, not a curated record.
AUGAAUAAUUAUACUACUUUAGUGAUUCAGUCGUAAUUCAAAUAUUAUCACUAAAAUGUUACACAUAUCUUCAUUUAACCUUAAUCUUAAAAUAAGUAAUAUUUUCUUCACAUCAGCUCCAACUUUCACUCCUCACUUUUAAAAACAUUCAAUUUCCCAUUUAAGAGAGAAUAUAAGCUAGCUUUAGAGGACUACAAAAAAAGACCAAAUUACAUCUUACAUCUUAGGUAGAAAUUGAUAACUAUUUUGAUUUCUUUAAUUUUAAGUUUAACUCUACAUAUCAAUUAUAACACACUUCAUAUUAUACGGAUGACUUUAGGGAAUAACAUACAAGGAUGUUGUUGUUUGAUAAUAUUAUUUCUAUUCUUAAAAUAGAAAUUUGAAUUUGUUUUUACAGAGAUAUCAACUUCCACCCCAGUAUCUCAUCACUACUAGAAGUUUCUAAGAAGAAAAAGUAAGAAGAAACGAUAUAAAAUAUUUAUUAAGUUGGUAGUAUUUCUAAAUUUUCAGACAAAACUUCCCUAAAUAUUUAAAUAAUUGAUCAUUUUGAAGUAUGAUAAAUAAAUAAACAUGAUUAUGUGGUUAAUUGGAUUUCGACUCAUCAUACAAAUAGUUGGGUGGAGAGAUUAAAAUGCAUGGAACUAAAUUUUUGGAUCAUUUUCUCGUAAAUGUCCUGAAUUACACACAUAUUUGCCAGACAUGCAUCCACAUGAAUGUGUUUCUUAUGCCUGGAUUUGCAGGGGUAUAACGGAAAUAGAAGUAAAAAUAGAGGUAAAUGGUACAUAACAUUUAUGCCAUCCAAGAUUCCAACCCUACCAAAAAGCAACUGGGUGGUCUCUAAGUAUCGAAGGAAAGAUUUUUUCCUGUGGUAAGGAUAUUAGCUAUGCUACAUUGGUGAUGGAGUUGCUUUCUGAUGGACACUAUAAAUAUUAUUGCUAAAGUAAGUAAAUCUAUCAAUUAGGUUUCGAUUAUGAAGAUAGAUUCUGCUGGGUAACAUACUUGUUGAAAGGAUCUUUUAAAUGUUAAUUGUGCAAAUUUCCAUUCUAUGGAAACGGAAUUGGUUGCAGAAAUGUAAUAACUUAAUACGAUUAUAGUGUAUUACCCCCAAGAUGGUGCCCAUAUAAUUGUAUAAGUUGUUAUUCAAGUUCUGAAUGCGCUAGUUGUAAAUAAGGGAUGUAUACUGUUAAAUCUAAUGCAUGUUCAGUUGGUAAAUUAUCAUUCAAAUAAAGAUUGCAGACCUUAUAGAUAUUGUGA